GCUAAGAAAGAUGCAAAGGCUCGUAAGAAAGCCGAAAAGAAGGAAGCGGGGCGCAUUGUGAAAGAGGAGAASGAAGCUAGGGAGCGCAAAGCUAAAAAGAAGGCGGAGAAAGCKCKGGAGGAGGAAGAGAGAGUUGCGGCAAUACGUAAAGAUAUGGAUCUACAUGUCAAGCUUACAGUGAAGGAAACACUCAAUGGAGCCUGCYYCGASUUCCGGGAUGCUUUCAUUGCUGCUAAGCUCCACGAGAAGAUGAAGGGGAAACAGAAAGUGAACUACGUACCGGAUGAGGAAUUCUCCGAUUACGAAUUCGUGAGMAGUGAUACGGAGGAGAUACGCGAACGGAUGCGGGGUCUAAGUAUUAAUGAAAAACGGAAGAGAGGGCCGGAUCCUGUCUUCGAGGAUAGCCCUCCCAUGGAGUCGCCGACGAAGAGGACACCGAAGCGUACACCGAAGAGGGGGAUUCCGAAACCGGUGAAGCUUACACCAAGGUUCACUCGUUCGAAGUCCAAGGCGAAGAUAAAACUCUCCYCAGCAACCAAGGAACGAUUCACGUCAGCAGUGAAGCGAAAGAUUCCCACUACGAUGGGCAAGAUUGGCCGGUACAAGUUCAGGGACGAGGUGAUGCGACUGCUCAAAGACCACGACGCGAUUACUCUGCAGAACCUUUGCGUCGAGGAAGGGAUUCAGUAUAAUGGUAAGAUUGAUGCGAUCUUUAACUAAGCGGAGCACAGGACUUACACCGCCUAUGGUACCGA
Chara braunii is the source of this 755-nucleotide messenger RNA. The record is from the annotation of a GenBank genome assembly. NCBI's taxonomy places the organism in Eukaryota, Viridiplantae, Streptophyta, Charophyceae, Charales, Characeae.